AUUGGAAUUUAGUGAGCUACACUGCGGAUGUCGGGCAGACAUGAAAAAGAUAGAAAAAUCCCUGUAGAUGAUGAGGGUAUUCCUAAUUGUGUGACAGAAUAUGCAAAUGUUAACAAUAAAUCUCGGCAGUUCGUUCGGUCCCAAGUUAUACCGGAUGAUCAGUCACAAUUAUGUACUCAAUAUCCGUUGUGUCUCCAAAAUUCCCGCGUUCUGAAUAACGAUUGCGGUGAUACGUGUAUGACUAGAAAUAUUGACUCUAAAAGGCAUGGAGAGUCUGUAAGCGAAGAUCCAUCUAAGUCUUUUGUCUUUUCAAACAUGUCACAAUUUGAGAAUAAAAUACUUGGAGAUGAUUUUCGGACUUCACAUUCGGUUAAACGUCCUUAUGAAUCAUUCGGUUUAGUUUCAAACUCUUCUGCAAAGCGUAAUUGCUGUACUGUUGGGCAAGAUGAAUGUGAAGAACAGUCUCAUGAACCAUCGACAUCAAAUAGUCAAUUUGACAGACUAGGUUCUCGUGGUUUCGAUUUAUCUUCGGAAAUCAGAAUUACAGCUCGACGGUCAGAAAAUCAUUCUUUACCUUUGGCUCACAAUUUAACCUAUGAAAUCGGAGUAAUAAAUGAAGUCCCGGAUGUUGCGCUAAAACUAACAGAGAAUAAAUACCGGUCUGAGCGUAAAUCGCCUCCUUAUUGUGUAGCUCAUUCAUUCACGAUGGCUGAAAUGGAACAAGCUAAAAAGUUAGAAAAGGACGAAAAUCUUAUUCCGUUUUUUUCCCCCCUCAGUAAAUCUCGGGCUCCUUCUUCGGCAGUUUCACCAGAAUCUUCAUAUGGCAACUCUGUAGUUUCAAUUUCAAAACGGAAUAGCAUUUUUAUUGGUUCCGCUGCACAACGUUCCCGUGAUGUUAACAGGGACAGUUGUUUCAUUCAAGAAGCUGUUGAUAGCUCUGGUAUUUAUAUACCUGGAGUAGAUCUACUGAUAGACGACUCUGAAUGUGAGCCCAUCGAUCUUAUAUCUAGGUUCAGCAGAACUCCAAUUUCUUCACCCAAAAUAGUUGACCCCGGUAGCACGAUAUCAUGUGCUCUUGCUGGACCUCUCUCUUCGUCUCAUAUCUUCAACCAGCUAGAUUCCAAUGUCGCACAAAGACGUACAUCUUCGGCUGCUACAUCAUCGCUGAGUGCUGUUUCUGCCGGAAUGGAAUUGAGUAAGGCUACGAAGGAACGUUGCGCACAGCUAAGGCAACGUCGGCGAGCACAACCAACUGAAAGACAACCAUUACCUGCUUUGCAUCUGCACCUAUCAAAAGAUGGUACAAGUCCCCUGCCUCCAGGGUGGCAAAGAGCACCAAAUACUAGGCGUUCGACAGAAGGGCAAGAUCUAGGGGAUAGUUCUGGCACAUAUGCUUAUUAUUAUUACCAUGUCCGAACUCGUCAAACUAGGUGGGAUCCACCUGUAUAUCCAUGGGACGCCGAUCCUACGGAUACUCUUCUUGGUGAAACCGGAGAGGAUGACCCGGAAGCUCCUUACAAUUGGGGAUGUGCGUCGCGAUUCGCUGUCACACACGAAGAAAUUGAAGCUGUAAGCCAUGCUAUUAUAUUCUUGUGAUUAUGUUACUGUGUAUAGUUUUAUUCAUUCUACAAUUACUAUUCAAUGGAGUUCGUAGUACUGAAUUAAAUCUGUUCUACUUCAUCCAUCAUUCUUCAAGUACAACUUGGUAAACAAGUUUAUUUUCUCGCCUUGGAGCAUCUCCAAGACCAUACGACCUCGAAUGUUGCUUCUGAUGUCUCACGACUUGAAUUGUUCUUAAUUUACAUCCAAGUUCUUUUUCCUCUUGCCCUUAUUUAAACGGUGUUGAAAAGUCAAACGAUAAACUGAAGCUUGUUCUGUGUUAAAAUUUUUGUCUAUAGUUCCAAAACUCACUCUUAUGCACAAAGGGGAUUCUUUAGAACCGUUUGUUCUGUUGUACAAAAGCCAAUAAUUUCCAAACCGAACUUAUGUUACAGAUGUAUAAUCGCGUGCGUCAACGAAUAUUGGAACGUCAGUGCAUUGAUCUUCUGCAUGAAUUGGCAGGCAGACCAGAUGCUCCUCAGGAUGUAACUGAACAAGGCUUUGCCAUGGAAUUAUUCACUUUGGUCCACAAUACGUUACGUGGCUUUCGUGAUGCUCGAUGUAAACUUGGUCGUAUUGUUAACGAUGAAGAUUUAUACUACUUAACAAAAAAGCUUGCUCAGGCCGUAAUCCUAAAAGAAAUACAGAAGUUUCAUCAAGCCCAGGCAGCGAACACUUCUUUAUUUUCAACUGUUCUUACUCCUGAACUUCCUUCGACAGUGCGAUCAAGAGUUACCACUUAUGUUAGGCGAUACAUGGAGUCUAAGGGAGCAUUCUAUCGUCGCCGAGUUCAGCUAAUACCUGCAACAGGUAUUUCUCGUCCGGAACAGGCAACUCAUCUAAAACCAGACCCUGCUAUUUUUAAGCCAUCUGUCAACAGUAGCAUGCGUUCUCGACCUGUAACGCAUCCUCAGAAUUUCAGCAAUGUAUCUCACCAUACAAAUUAUGUGGACAAUGCUUUUUCGCAAUCUGCUCCUCCCAUUAAUACUACUGCAGUUAUUCCAGCGCGCCGCUAACAACUCAAAAGUAUUGCUUCCGUCAAUAAUAUCUGUAAUUGUAUAUUUUUAGAGGGUUCCUUUAUUCAAGUUGCUAUUUUGGAUUUUUAUCCACAUGUUGCUUUAUAGUUAAUUUCCCUAUCAUAGUGGUCAAGUCUAAGACAGAUGUUAGCACCGCAUAUUUUAUCGUCCUGCCCUACAUGAAAGUGGUUAUGUCGGAUACUCGACAACUAGCUUGCGGUUUAAAUAUGGAAAUUAUUAAUUUUUAUUUAAGUCUUUUGUAAAUAAACUUACAAACUGAUUCCUUUGCAAGCUCUUUAAUGUUAUUUUUCUCCCAAGUCUAUGUCCGUAUGUUGUUAUUGCCCAGUUAUCUCAUCAAGUAUGCAAUUUUCCUGUUUUCUAACUUUUGCAUGUAUUUAAUAAAAAAUGCAACGGCAGGUGUGAUACAGGUGUUAAUAUGAGAUUUGUACUAUUGAUUUGUAAUAAAAUUGUAAUGAGAAUC
Messenger RNA from Schistosoma bovis, 3096 nucleotides. The record is from the annotation of a GenBank genome assembly. NCBI's taxonomy places the organism in Eukaryota, Metazoa, Platyhelminthes, Trematoda, Strigeidida, Schistosomatidae.